AGGCGACAGAGAUGUUGACCAUCUCUGUCUUAAGGAAUAUAAUUUGCAAACAUUCACUAACGGAAGUACUUGCGCUUCGAGAGUCAAUUAGUCUGCAGGUGAAGACUGAAGUGGCAAGAGCGGCAGCUGAGUGGGGCGUCAAAAUAGAACAAGUUGAAAUAAAAGACAUUGGAUUACCAGUGGAACUACAAAAAGCUAUGGCAGCUGAAGCCGAAGGAAGACGAAUUGCGAAAGCAAACAUUAUUGCUUCUGAGGGGGAAGUAAAAACCGCUGAGUACAUACAAGAGGCGUCAAAAACGAUGAUGGAAAAUCCAAAAAUCAUGCUGCUAAGAUACCUGCAAACUCUUAACGCAAUCGCAGCGCAGCAAUCGACUUCUAUAUUUUUCCCGUUUCCUCUUCAAAUACCAGACGUGAUUUAAAAUGAGAACCCUUUUUGAAUCAAAUCGUAAUGUAUAUAUUAUCUUCUUUCUUUUAUGUCAUUCUCAUAAGUCAAUGUGUCACAUCCGUCAUAAGAUAAAAAUACGUCUCAACUUUUGUAGAAAUCCUACUGUAACUUACUAAAUAGAUUUGAAUGGUUAAUUAUAUGAAAAUGCAAUCCUCGGCUGUUAGUUCUGAGAGUGGGGUUUAUCAAGAUUAUACGCGUGCAAGAC
This is a messenger RNA of Cydia splendana, 650 nucleotides long. RefSeq names its product mechanosensory protein 2-like. The transcript has 3 exons. NCBI's taxonomy places the organism in Eukaryota, Metazoa, Arthropoda, Insecta, Lepidoptera, Tortricidae. The coding region runs from base 12 to 419 and encodes 135 amino acids. Gene Ontology annotation, cellular component: plasma membrane. The record is from RefSeq and is a predicted model, not a curated record.